AGAUAUAAGAUUAUUGUUUGUUGAAGGCUUCGUACCGCAUCCUAUAUUUGAUGUAAUCGACUUUAUAUAUCAGUACAUCUUAGAAGAAUGUUCGGAAACUAGCUCUUUUGAUCUUAACAAAUCACCUUAUGAAAUCUCUGAAAUGAAAUUUAAGAAUUUGAUAAAAUUUCAAAUGGACGCAUCAAUAAGAGUAGACGAUUUUUUUCAAAAUAAUAAGUUUAUGUCAAAUUGUCUAAUAGGUGAUACGAAAAAAAUUAAAAUUGCGGAAUUACCUAAUAAUUUAGAGUCUGUAAGAAAAGAAAUACUUAAUAAGUUUUUCAACGAAAUUAUAGAAGUUUGGUACAAAAACCUAGGAUUUGAAGAAUUUAUCAAACCUAAAACAGCAGGAUUCAUACCUCCAAUACCUCCAAAUACAAAUCAAAAUGAUGGAAUUGAAGCUCUUAAUAUUAUUCGUAAGGAAUCUGGUUGGAAAAAAAUGAACCACAUUAGUAUAGUUUAUUUUGGUAAACAUCUCAGUGUAGAUCAUAUAAUAAAUGAUGAAGUUAGUAACAUAAAUUUUCAAAUAAAAAAGGAUCACGUAUCACAAUUAAUAAGAUGUAGAUUUACAGAAAUAAUGAAAAACUAUCGUACAUUAUUUUCUGCAAUGUUUUAUAUAUGCGAUAAAGAUGCAUAUGACAACUACCAUAAGUGUUUAAUUGAAUUAUUUAGCUCAUUCGUUAAAUCAAAACAAAUGCUUGAAUAUUUGUAUGAAGCUUUAGUUACUUUAAAUAGAUCAUCAAUAUGGAGUGUUAAUUAUUUUUCUAAAUCAAAUUUACAGAGAGUUUUUGAUUGGGUUACAGGAUUUCUCAAUUUGUUGGAGAAUAAUGAUUUUUCUCUAAAAAAUAUUGAUCAUAAUGAAAUCAAAGCGGUUGAACAACUUCUAGUCAUUUUUAAAAACAUUUUUCAUUCCUUUAACACUCAGAUAUCGAGUGAUAUGAAAAUAUAUGAUACCCUGUGCCAUAAAGUUGACAAAUUUAAAAAUGUUCAAUAUUAUGUAAACUAUUUUAGGAAUCCAGAAAAUAUAUUAAUUAAUUCAUAUCCUGAGAAUUCAAUGCAAAUUAUGCUUUACGCAUGUAAUUUUUUUGACAGUUUUUGUGAAAAUGUUAGCAAAUCUUGUUAUGAAGAUCUGGGUUUUGAAAAACUUUCACACUGUAAAAACAAAGAAUUAGACAGAAAACUUCUUUAGCUCAUUUCUAAUUCACUAGGAUCACAACUUCAUAUUGAUCGUUCACUUGACGAUUGUUUUGCUUCCGGACAUAAAUAUAUUGUUUCCAGAAUAUUUUAUUAAGGUACAAUUAAUACUGUGAAAUUUUAUUGAGCAAUAUAAUCUUCAGUAAUUA
Molecule: messenger RNA, 1379 nt
Organism: Daktulosphaira vitifoliae (grape phylloxera)
Lineage: Eukaryota; Metazoa; Arthropoda; Insecta; Hemiptera; Phylloxeridae
Exons: 3
Coding region: 143-1225 (360 amino acids)
Source: RefSeq, a predicted model, not a curated record